This is a messenger RNA of Dimorphilus gyrociliatus, 1372 nucleotides long. The record is from the annotation of a GenBank genome assembly. NCBI's taxonomy places the organism in Eukaryota, Metazoa, Annelida, Polychaeta, Dinophilidae.
AAUUUAGCGUAAUUUCGUGCAAAUCCUAACAUUCAAUCUAUCGGAGAUGGCUGAAAAACGACGUCUUUUUGGCUCUUUCCACGUGUCAAACGUUGAAGAUCUCAUUGGGAUAGAGGAAUCGGUCUACUCUGCGCCAAAACUGCCAAAAGAAAUACCGGAAACUAAAGUUGAUAAAUCGGUUGUGAGAGAGUUUGGAAAGGAGGUAAAGAAAAAAUACUUUCUAUUGGAAGAUGAUUUUACCUUCUUAAAUCACGGUGCAUUCGGGAGCGUAAUGACGCCUGCAAUGAACGCAACUCAAGCGUGGCAAUUGUUCUGUGAAAGGCAACCGGUAAGGUUCAUCGAUCGACAACUCCUUUCGCAGAUUGCCGACGUUACGAGGAAAUUGGCUGCUUUUAUCAAUUCAAAUCCAAAAAACGUCGUUCUCGUUGAUAAUGUCACUACGGCCGUCAGUUCGGUCUUUUCAAGUUUAGAAUUGUCAAGCGAGGAUGUUGUUUUGCAUACAGCUUUUAUUCAUGGUGGUAUCCGAAGUGCAUUGCGUCGGACCUGUUGUAAGACUGGUGCUAAAUCAAUGGAAAUUCCUAUUCAUUUACCCGUAGUUGAUGAGGAAGAAAUUGUCAAAACUAUCGAGACUAGCUUACACGAAACGCCGGCGAAGCUAUUAAUUAUUGAUCAUAUUUCAAGCGUUCUCGCUUUUAUUAUGCCAAUACAGAAAAUCAUAGAUAUGUGUCGUCUUAAAGGCGUUCAGAUUCUGAUAGAUGGCGCUCAUGGCUUAGGUAGCACUGCUUUAGAUAUGAAAGCGUUAAACCCUGAUUAUUACACAUCAAAUUGUCAUAAAUGGCUAUGCGGUCCUAAGGGUACGGCCUUCCUGUAUGUGAAGGAUGAGCACAGGCAAAAUACUCAUUCGGCCGUAACGUCAUAUGGUUACGGUUACGGAUUUAACUCAGAGUUCUCCUGGGUAGGAACAAAAGACUAUUCUCCCUUCCUAGGCCUUAGCCAGACAUUAGAUUUUUGGAACAUCGUUGAACCAGAGAAAAUCCGAUUGUACAUAAGAGAUUUAUUAAGAAAAGCAUGCAAUUUGUUGAUUAAGGAAUGGGAUACCGAUUUAAUCGCUCCCUUAAAUAUGUUAGCUGGUAUGGCUUUAAUACGACUUCCUAAUGAACUUUUCGAAGGGAAGGAAAUGAUACGAUACGAAGAUGCGGAAAUCAUUCAGAACUGUUUAUUCAACGAAUAUGAGAUCGAAGUGCCAAUUAAGGCUGUAAAUAAUCAAUUAUACGUUAGAAUAUCCGUACAUAUUUAUAAUGAUUUACAUGAUUAUGAAAAGCUAGCUACCAGCAUAAUGGAUAUAUGCAAAAGUAAAACAAGAGCGCUUUAA